Messenger RNA from Drosophila serrata, 1040 nucleotides. RefSeq lists its product as uncharacterized. The record is from RefSeq and is a predicted model, not a curated record. Lineage: Eukaryota; Metazoa; Arthropoda; Insecta; Diptera; Drosophilidae.
AAUGCUCACAUGGCUUCCAUUUUUUUUUGGUUUUUUCAUUUAUGAUGUAGAAGUCUGCCUAAGAUUGUUUUGUUAUGAAUAAUAAAUAAAACACAAAAACAAUAGAAGAUGGAGUUUAAAUCGGGUGCUGAGAUUUCACUGGAAAACUACGUACAGCCUCCGGAAACAGAAGGUGAAUGCCUGCUACCAGAUUUGAAUGAGCAGCCAUUAGACGACAUGAUGCAAAGUAAAUUGGAGCCUGAAAUUGUACUCGAAGACUUCGGACACCAACAGCAGACUCCAGCUGAAUUCAUGCAGUCUGCCAUCCAAGAUUUCAAUCAGCAGUCACAAAGAUCAGAGAAGCGCAUCAUUUCUUUCAUUCGAGAAGAGAAUAAAUCUCUGCGGGCCGAGAUCGCAAGUCUAAAUUCAAAACUAGCAUGGCUCGCCGAAACUGUUGUCGGAAUAAAGGAUAUAUUGAAUAAAGGACCACAGGGCCAAGACUUUGAGCGCAGCGACUUGAACUUUCCACUAAAGACAGAGUUCGAUCUUUCUUUUAUUGACAAGGAAAUUGGGGAGUCACCGACUUUCAAAAAUGAAUGCAUCAAAGAAAUGAGGACUCUAUUCGGCCUUAAGGCGCUGUCCAAGUCAUUAACAAGUGUAAUGUCUCCAGAAUUAGUCUUAGACUAUAACGUUGAUGGCGUAGCAAGCAAGAAGAGCCUGCGUGACUACAGAUUCUUUUUUGCCGCUCUUACAGAUGCAAUUCGACAGGCAGACAGUUCGCAGCCAGCGAUAAAGUUACUCCAAAAAGCAAUGCACUGCGUUAAAAAUAACGCUUGCAAAAGAAAAUCAAGAAUGGAUCAAGAGACGAAAAGUAAAAAGGCUAGAGUAGAGCACUGAACUAAGCAUAAACAUAAGAAAUAAUACUAAGAAUAUAACCUUAACGUAGUGCCUUAUUUAUUGGGAACCAAUUUUUUGAGAAAUACGUACAGUUUGUCACGUAAUUCUUUGCAAAACGAAUAAUUCCCUCAUAAUUUUGGGUUUAAACUGAAACUUUAUUGACA